AUGAAGCCCGUGAAAUUAGAUGGUGCUAAUUAUCACUCGUCAGAACAAUUGGAUUUCCCUUUUCAGCUUUGUUAUCAAGAAAAUGAGAUCACUAUAGAAUAUACAUUGACAGCAUGUGUAUACAGCACAUCAUCAAGUGGACAGCAUUUCUACAGUGAAGUAAUUCGAAGCUUUAACAAUCAAAGUGGUGUCUACAAGUAUGAUGACUUAAAUGAGGGGACGGCUGUAUUAAUAUCCAAUGAUCCAACCACUCUAUCAGGAUACAAGCCACAGACUGUAUUAGUUGCUUAUAAAUUAAAUGAUUUUAAUAGAACUUUUAUGGAAAAAUUAAAUAAUCAUAAUAUAAACAUUCUUGAUGAAAAGAUUCAUUCAGGGAUAGACUUAAUUGAAUAUUUCACUGAUAAAAGCCAUCAGUAUUUUAACAAAGGUAAAAAUGAAGAGGAAGAGGAAGAGGAACCCGAAGUUGAUAAAAAAAAUAAAAAAUCCAGGACUAUUAAAGAUAACACUGCUGUAGUUUGUCGUAGUAGUAGAAUUAAAAAUACAAAAAAAUAA
Messenger RNA from Entrophospora sp. SA101, 552 nucleotides. The record is from the annotation of a GenBank genome assembly. Lineage: Eukaryota; Fungi; Glomeromycota; Glomeromycetes; Entrophosporales; Entrophosporaceae.